Apis laboriosa (Himalayan honeybee) is the source of this 690-nucleotide messenger RNA. RefSeq lists its product as uncharacterized. The record is from RefSeq and is a predicted model, not a curated record. NCBI's taxonomy places the organism in Eukaryota, Metazoa, Arthropoda, Insecta, Hymenoptera, Apidae. The coding region runs from base 1 to 690 and encodes 229 amino acids. The transcript has 3 exons.
AUGAGGCGUGGGCCGAUCGUCGUGUUGCUUCUUCUCGUCUGUUGCGGUUCGCUCGAGGCUCGAGGUCGCGACGACACCGGCUUCGUGAACGUUGAAUCGAUGCGUCGAGAUGUCCGCGAAAUGGCGUUCCAGGAUUUACUCGGCGAGGGGAGCUCGCCGGAAGAACAACAAGUCCCUAAAAAGCGCAUGAAAAAUGCUUCCGGCAAAUCAGACGAGGGAGGAUACUACAAGACGUACGGUAGCGACGCCGAGGGCGAGAAGGGUUACGAGAAGGCAACCUACAGCAAGGGCAAUCAUGGCUAUAAGACCCUCGACACCUUCCACAAGCAGGACGGCGACAAGUACGCAUUCGAGAAGCAUGUUGCCUACGGCAAAGCGCAUGCUGACAAGAAAAGUAGCCACGACGAGGCAGCCUCUCGUUCCUGGAAAGCGGGUGAUCACGAGGGCGCAGGCACCAUCAUUGAUACUCAUUAUGCAACCGGUGAUCACGAGGCCGAAGCCAACGAUCACAGUGGCUAUACUCACGAAGAUGGUGCUCACUAUACGGAUCAUGAACCAGAAUCUUCGAGUUACGGACACAGUGAAAGCUACACGGACGGAGACGGUGAGCAUGGUUCUUACGAAAGCCACAGCUCCUACUCGAAAAGCUCUGGUGAUGAAUACGGAAACGAUGGAAGUCAUUACUACUAA